Penicillium atrosanguineum is the source of this 1155-nucleotide messenger RNA. Its product is annotated as NAD(P)-dependent alcohol dehydrogenase. The record is from RefSeq and is a predicted model, not a curated record. Lineage: Eukaryota; Fungi; Ascomycota; Eurotiomycetes; Eurotiales; Aspergillaceae. The transcript is spliced from 3 exons. The coding region runs from base 1 to 1155 and encodes 384 amino acids. Gene Ontology annotation, molecular function: zinc ion binding; oxidoreductase activity.
AUGAUUCCCGAGAAACAGAUCCCUACAAAGGCCUUUGUGGUCGAAGCGCCUCACGCCCCGUUUGUCCUUCAAGAUGUUGUUCUAGACGAGGUGCGGGAUAACGAAGUUCUCGUUGAAAUGAAAUUUACUGGUCUGUGCCAUACGGACAUUGUGGUGCAACAAGGUGCUUUGCCCGUUGGAGAUUAUCCAGCGGUCUUGGGCCAUGAAGGUGCAGGUAUUGUGCGCCGAGUUGGCAAGGCUGUCAAAGAUAAAACCUUGAAGGACGGAGAUCAAGUCUUCCUGAGCUUUACUACUUGCGAUAGUUGCAAUCCCUGCAAAGACGGACGCAAAGGCUUCUGCCGUGACUUCACUAAUAUCAACCUCGCGGGUGUGCGCGGCAUCUCUGCUGCAGAUUCACCGAUCUCAACCCCUGCAGGCCAGCCUGUACGAGGACAGUUCUUUGGUCAGUCUUCGAUGAGCAAAUUGGCCAUCGUGAAUGAAGCGUCUGUCGUCAAGAGCACCUACAAGUUGAGCGACUUGGAUUUUGCCGCACUUUCUCCCUUGGGGUGUGGUUAUCUCACAGGUGCUGGCACCGUCUUGAACAUUCUGAAGCCCAAACCCAAGUCGCGAUUUGUGGUGCUUGGAAUGGGCGCAGUCGGAUUAGCUGCUAUGAUGACCGCCCGAGCUUUGGGCGUUGAGACUAUAGUCGCCGUUGACAUUGUCGACUCGAAACUCGAGCUAGCGACCUCUCUUGGAGCUACACACACGCUCAACACGAAGCAUGUUACCGAUCUUGCAGAAGGAUUGAAAGAGAUAUUCCCUGAAGGUGUCGAUAACAUUCUCGACACCACUGGCGUUAUCCCUUUGCUUCAGUCAUCUAUUGCAGCUCUAGGCCAUGAUGGAACUCUGGUCUUUGUGGGUGUUGCCCCGGCCACUGGCACCCUUACUAUCAGCCCGCUGGAAAUCAUGCUUAGCUGCAAGCGAAUCAUUGGAGCGAUUGAGGGAUCGUCAGAUCCAGCUAAACUUCUGCCUCUACUGCUCGAGUGGUACAAUCAGGGAAAAUUUCCAGUUGAUAAGCUAGCUAAGGUCUACAACACAGAUUCGCUGGAUCAGGCGUUGGAAGACCUGCAGGCUGGCAAAAUUAUUAAGCCGAUUCUGAGGUGGGGUGAUAUUUGA